AUGAUGAUUUCUUCCAUUGGGAGGAAAAAACCUAACAUCACCGAUUCAAAAGAUGAUUCACUUCCAACUCCGGGCAUGUUUUGGAAUUCUCUAACAUCUAUUCAGAAAUUAGCCAUAAAACUCUUUAAGAUUUCAAUAACAAAGCAGUUGGAUAUAUCAUCAACAAACCAUGUCAUCAUCAUGGAUUCAGUUCCCACUCUUCCCUUUGAUCUGAUAACAGAAAUACUCUCUAGGCUACCUGUCAAAUUUCUUCUCAAAUUCCAAUGUGUCUCCAAAUCAUGGAAUUCCCUAAUAUCUCACGAUCCCAAUUUCGCCAAAAAGCACCUUACCAAAUCAACAACCCACUCACUCAACUCUUUAGGUUUCACUUUUCCCGGCAUUCUCACUAUGUAUCCACCGGACUUCUUUUUCAACACAUUUGUAUUUACUAACGUCAAGCAGCAUGAGCAUCCUUCACAGGAAUGUAAUCGGUGUCUUCGGGCAAAGAAAGUUGUUGGCUAUUGCAAUUGUAUCAUGGCAAAGGAAAUUGUUGGCUCUUGUAAUGGCAUCCUCUGUCUUGCCUACAAGGAAUUCAUUCAAUUAUGGAACCCUACCAUUGGAAAAUUAAAGGAACUACCCGUUUUACGUAAUCCACAUCAUCUUAACAUCGCAUAUGGCUUUGGCUAUGACUCUGUUACUGAUCAUUAUAAAGUGGUUGUUGUUUUAUGGGACCAUUGCGGUGAUGAGAAAACUCAAGUGAAGGUCAAUACUCUGGGUACCAAAUUAUGGAAAAACAUCGAGGAGGAGUUCCCUUUUGGUUCUAUCCCCGAUCAGAAAUCUGGAAAGUGUGUGAGUGGCACAAUCAAUUGGUUGGCUUCUUCUCGACGUUGGCCUAGGCCAAGUCCACACUUUAUUGUAUCUCUUGAUUUGAGGAACGAGUCUUAUCAGAAAGUUUUGCUGCCCGAUAAUGUAGAGGUCAAUGAUAACUCCUUGACAUUGGACGUGUCGAGCUUGUGCAUGAUUUCUGGUCAUGAUGUUUGGCUUAUGAAGGAAUACGGAAAAAAAGAGUCUUGGAACAAAUUGUUUACUAUUUCAUACACGCAUAAUCCUAGAUUGUCGUAUUCCUUCUCCAAGGUGGUAUAUAUUUUUGAGGAUGGCCAAGUGUUGCUUCAAAUUAAAAUGGCUUUUGUUCGUCCGCAGUUGAUGAUAUAUGAUCCAAGGAUUGCUACUUUUAAGUUUGUUACGUUUCAAAAGAGUUUUUAUGGCUCAAGGUUUUUUGACCUAGAUGUCUCAAAGUAUGGUGGCUUAGUAGUGAGCAUUGAGAGUUUGAUAUCACCCUGUUCUUAA
Messenger RNA from Vicia villosa (hairy vetch), 1326 nucleotides. RefSeq names its product F-box/kelch-repeat protein At3g23880-like. Bases 1 to 1326 code for a protein of 441 amino acids. Gene Ontology annotation, molecular function: protein binding. Lineage: Eukaryota; Viridiplantae; Streptophyta; Magnoliopsida; Fabales; Fabaceae. The transcript has a single exon. The record is from RefSeq and is a predicted model, not a curated record.